Molecule: messenger RNA, 1629 nt
Organism: Ruditapes philippinarum (Manila clam)
Lineage: Eukaryota; Metazoa; Mollusca; Bivalvia; Venerida; Veneridae
Product: BTB/POZ domain-containing protein 6-like
Exons: 3
Coding region: 118-1425 (435 amino acids)
Biological process (GO): neurogenesis
Cellular component (GO): cytosol
Molecular function (GO): protein binding
Source: RefSeq, a predicted model, not a curated record
AAAGCCUACCCGUUUAAUGAACCGUGACCUAUGACUGACUAAUCAAAGUAAGGUGCGAGUCAUUAAGGGGAAGUAAUUGAUUCGGGAACACAGUGGCGGACAAAAUCAACUGUGAAUAUGGUCACGCUCUGGCAGAAUAAUAGGUCUUUUGAAGAGACAAACCUGCAUAUGUUGCAAAAUGAAGUUCUGUGUGACGUCACAUUAUUGGCGGGAAGCAACAGACAAGUAAUCAGAGCUCAUAAAUUUAUUCUGGCUAGCAGAAGCACAGUAUUUUAUGCCAUGUUUUGUAAUUCCUCCGAUAAACUAACUGAUACCAUCGAAGUCGCCGACGUAGAUUUUGAGGUACUAAAGGAAAUUGUACGGUUUAUCUAUUCGGAGAACUGUGACAUUAACUCAGACACGGUAAUGCCAAUACUUACUGGAGCUAAGAAAUACAAUAUAAGUCGACUAGAAGAGAAGUGUAGAACAUUUCUUAUUGAUAUUCUAUGUGCGGGAAAUGUUUGUACAAUUUUAAAGAGUGUGCAUGAUUUGGAAGAAAAAGGGCUGGAACAAAAAUGCUUAUCGUUUAUAACAGAAACCGGAAAUGACGUACUUACUAAUAACGCAUUCGCGGCUCUAUCAAAAUCACUGAUUCGAAAAAUAAUUAUAUCAGACACACUUCAAUCAGACGAAGGGACAGUGUAUGAAGCGUGUAAAAAAUGGGCUGCUGAAAACUGUAAGAGUGAUAUUAGCAAUGCUGAACCUACAUCAACGGAUUUAAGGAACAAAUUAGGAGAUUUAAUACAUCUUAUACGGUUUCCGUCAAUGUCCUUUGAAACAUUUGCCGCCUGCGCGUCAAAAGACGAUAUAUUAACUGCUGAUGAAAAGGUCAGCAUUUUUCAAUGUAUUGCUAACAAAUCUACUCCGGCGGAUUGUAAAUUUUUAGUGAAGGCACGAAUAAGGAAACCAAAUGUUAAGAAAGAUCGUAUAAUUAUAAGACGAUUUGUAGAUGCCCCUAGUAAACACUGGAUGUAUAAUGGACUGGUAGAUUCAAUAAACUUUAUUGUUUCAGAGAAAGUAAAAUGUGAUGGCGUCAGUCUGUUUUCACCAAUAAAUGUUGGGAAAGUGGUAGGAAUUGUUCAGUUGGAAAGUGCAAAGUUUGGCGUUUUAUUUGAAAGAAGAGUAGAAAUUAACUACAACGCAUCUGAAGUGAGCGAAGAAGUGUUAUUUGAUGAUGGUGUUGAACUUAUUCCUGGAGUGUUAUAUACCCUGAAAUGUGAAUUCAAAGGUCCUUACACAUAUUAUGGGAUUGGUGGUCGAAAAAAUGUUUCUGAGGGAAAUAUAACUGUAACAUUUAAGGAAAACGAUUUUAGCCAAAACGGAACAGACUGUCAUGAGGGACAAUUUCACUACUUAAUUUUUCAAGCAGUUGGCAAUGACUCAUGAUGAGAUAUAUUAGAUUGUAUUAGAAUUCCAUUCAGUUUUGACAUUGUCGUGUAAAUAUAUUUAAUUACUUCACGUUAUUUUAUGAAGGUAUCUGUGCUAAUACAUUCGAAGAUAAUUACUUGUGUGCUUGUUUAUUAAAAUGUUAGGUACACAAAAACUGACAAUUACAUUGUAUCAGUAAAAAAACUAAAAAUGUAAACCUAG